GGCUGUUACUAUUGAGAGAUGGUGCGCCUUGACCUUGUUCGGCCUGCUCGGAGCUUCUGGGUUCCGCCAUCAUAUGUCCGUCGUGCUAAACGUCAGGGUAGGUGUUGGUUAGGUUUGCCAACCACUUCCCUGUCGCAUCUCUAUUCUUCCCUACCUGUCGCUCGUCAGGCUGCCAGGAGUUCCGCACAUGACCCUGGCACCAAACCAUAUUUGCUGUGGCUUUGUCGAUAGUGAAGCUUUUUCUCACAUGCCGAGUUGGCGAAGCUUCCAUGUGGCACCAUGGUUGGAGCCAGCCUUUUUCCAACGACCAGCCGGGCUGGCGUGUUUGACAUCAUUUUUGUCGCUCUGCCACCAGAGGCUCAGCCAGGAGUCUUCUGUAUGUACAUUUCCAGGUAAAAUGCAGCAUGCAUGGUCCUGCAAACCCCCGCCACACGCACCGCCACAGAAUCGAGCUGGGCCACGUUUGUUGUGAAUGGCUGCCCAAAUGGUGCCCCGCAGCGGCGGCUCUGCUCGGCGUAAGUCUUGGCGGGUAACCACAUAGCAUGGCUCAUCGCCCGUCAUCCUGUAUUGCAUUGCUAGAUAUUCUGAAGUGAGGCCACUCAGCGCCACAUAUUCUAGAGCCAGAUUCGCACCAGACACUAGCAGACUAUGGCGUCCCCUGGGACCUCCACAGGCGAUCACGCCUUUCCGCAUCUCACAGACGUCCUUGGCUCGCUUCCAAUGCUCAGGCGAUACUCGCUGAUCAGUCUUUUCUUCCGCCUUGCCGACGACAGCACCGGCGCCCAGGAAAAGGUGGUAACUCAUCUCCAGCAGGCUCUCGCCAGUCUGGCCAGCGCCGUCCCAUGGCUCGCCGGCCGCGUGGUAUUUGAAGGCAGCGACGCGACCCGCUCGGGCAUCCGGCACAUCGUUUCCCACCGAGGCACAAUCCCGCUUUUCGUGAAGCAUCUAGGCCAAACUACUGCCGCCGACCAUGGCGGGUUCCCGAGCUUUGCCCAGCUGCAAGACGCGGACUUCCCCAUGGCCUUCUUGGACUCUGACGUCCUUGUGCCACGCAUCGCCAUCUCGUGGGAUUCGACCAACCCUGACAUUGUCGCACCGGUCCUGGUUCUUCAGGCCAACUUUGUCGACGGCGGCUUGGUCUUGACAGUCUGCAGCAACCACACAACCAUGGACAUGACAGGACUGAAAAUCGUAAUUAGAUACAUUGCUAAAGCCUGCCGGGGCGAGAGUCUGUCGUCGUCGGAAGUGGCGCAGGCCAACCAGGAUCGCCGCCAUGUCGUGCCGCUGCUCGGGGACGACUACCAACCCGGCCCGGAGCUCGACGACUCGCUCGUCAAGCCCGCCAAGGACACGCUCAAGGCCCAGGGAGCCGCGCAUCCCAAACCAGCCAAAUGGGCCUACUUCAAGUUCAGCAACCCGGCCCUGGCGGAGCUCAAGCGCGAGGCCAGCAAACAGGACGCGGUGCCGUACAUUACGACGGAUGACGCCGUCUCGGCGCUCUGCUGGCAGCGCAUCCAGGCCGCCCGCCGCGCGACCCUGGGCCCAGCGGCUGCGGCCGAGUCGCAGCUCUGCCGCACCGUCAGCAUGCGCAAGGCGCUGGGGCUCGAGGGCUACACGGGCCACGUCGUCGACUGCGCCUACGCGCGAGCGGCGGACGUGUGCGACCUCCCCCUCGGCGCCGUGGCGGCGACGCUGCGCCGCCUGGUGCGCGACGGGGACGCGCAGCUGCGCCACUUUCGCGCCUACGCCACCGUGCUCGACCGCCUGGACGACAAGAGCGCAAUCGUCAGCGGCGCCCGUCUGGACCCGCGCUCCGACGUCGUCGUCUCGUCCUAUGUCCACCUGCGCUCGUGCGCCGACUCGUUCGGGCCCCUGCUCGGCGCCCCCGUGGCAGCGAGGCGGCCCAGGAUGCCGCCCUGGCCGAGCCUGCUGUAUCUGAUGCCCAAGGACGCGGGGGGCGGUAUCGCCGUUGCUGCGUGCCUGCCGGAAGACGAGGUCGAGUUUCUGAGACGUGACGAGGAGAUGGCAAGAUAUGCGGUCUACAUUGGCUAGGUGGUUGUGAUCUGGGCGCCUGCUCUGAUGUCCUGAUUCCAUCCAUCAACCGGCCAGCUUGGACGGGUCUCUAUUUUACUUUUUCAUUAUCCCUUGCAUCCUGUACCUGCCCGACAUGCCUUGGUCUUGAUCCAUUUUGAGUCUAUGGCGCCGCUCGUGAGACGAUUAGGACUUGGGGGCAGGUUGGGAAGAUCGUUCCGCUGUAGUUGAUGGGCUCUCCGUGUUAUGGUUGCAGCGGGUGCCCUAGGAAUUAGUGGCUGGUAUACGGCAAGUAAAGGGUGGUGAUGCGUGGGCAAGGUAAUUGCGAUAUCUGGAACACGAUGGAGGCACAAGGACACUGCCACCCGGCAGUCAUGAAAGAUACUAUGCAUCCUUGGCGGUCACAUGUCGCUUGCUGGUUCCAAAGCCCUCCAACGCGCACCAAAGCCAGCGCCGCCUCGGGAGGUGCAGCGUCUUCGCCGGUGAGGGACUGGGUCGGGCUCGGGUCCAGACUUUCGAUCUCGAUAGCGGGGGCGGCCCGCGAACCCCAGAACGGAAGGUGUCGGGCCCGACACCCCAGGAGGGGAGCUUUGCCGCGUCGGUCGUGCAGCAUGUCGACGUAGACGAACAUUCAGGAAACAAGCCAGCAAAGGUGGUGGUGUUUGGAGUCCUCAUCUCUGUGCUGCCGUUUCCUUUGCAUCCCGUCGUCUCGUCUUUUGCUCGCUCUCGUGUACUCCUCCGAGCAGCGCGGCAUGGGGGGACAUACAGUGCGAUGUAGACGACAUGGAAUCUACCCCGUCACGUCUUCUACAAAAAAGGUGGCAGUUCCUUUUAAGAAUAGGAAUAGAAAUAGGUAUAAAAACAGGAAUAAUAUAUGGGAAUAACAAUGGGAAAAAUAAGAAUAGGGAAGCUUAC
This is a messenger RNA of Gaeumannomyces tritici R3-111a-1, 2946 nucleotides long. RefSeq lists its product as hypothetical. Bases 649 to 2052 code for a protein of 467 amino acids. The transcript has 2 exons. The record is from RefSeq and is a predicted model, not a curated record. NCBI's taxonomy places the organism in Eukaryota, Fungi, Ascomycota, Sordariomycetes, Magnaporthales, Magnaporthaceae.